UCGAUUUGUGGCAAAAAAAAAGUUAAAGUGAAUUUCCAAUAAACCCUGCGCAACGGUUAGAAGUCGCAUUGAACGCGUCAGAUUUAUAAAAACAAAGCAGCGCCAGAUUUGCAUCAGCUUGUAGUGCUCCCAAACUCGUAGAGACAGAACAAAUUAAUCAAUAUUAAUACGUCUGUGCUGCUAAUUGUCUGUGCUCGUUAGUGUUGCAGUGUGUAUAUAUUUUAUUGUUCAUUCCUUAGGUGCAAAUAAUCAAAUUAAAUUCCAAAUUGUUUAUUAAUACAUAUUAAACUAAAGAGACAACAACAACAUCUUCAUCAUGACCAUGGCUGGGCAAACAAUCAAUGACAGGCUGCUGGCUGCACGUCACAGCCUUGCAGGCCAAGGACUGGCUAAGUCAGUUUGCAAGGCCACAACGGAGGAAUGUAUCGGGCCGAAGAAGAAGCAUUUAGAUUAUUUGGUGCAUUGUACUAAUGAACCGAAUGUUUCCAUACCGCAUUUGGCUAAUUUACUCAUCGAACGCUCACAGAACGCGAAUUGGGUGGUCGUUUAUAAAUCGCUGAUUACAACACACCAUUUAAUGGCAUAUGGCAAUGAGCGUUUCAUGCAGUAUUUAGCAUCAAGCAAUUCCACAUUUAAUCUAAGUUCCUUCCUGGAUAAAGGAACUGUUCAAGAUGGUGGAAUGGGAGUUCCAGGUGGAAGAAUGGGUUAUGAUAUGUCUCCAUUUAUACGACGCUAUGCUAAAUAUUUAAACGAGAAAUCACUCUCCUAUCGAGCCAUGGCAUUUGAUUUUUGCAAAGUGAAGCGUGGCAAAGAGGAGGGCUCAUUGCGAAAUAUGAAUGCUGAGAAAUUAUUAAAAACGCUGCCAGUUUUGCAGGCACAAUUGGAUGGGCUGCUGGAGUUUGACUGUCAAUCCAAUGAUUUGACCAAUGGUGUUAUAAAUAUGAGCUUUAUGCUAUUGUUUCGCGAUUUAAUUCGCUUGUUUGCCUGCUAUAAUGAUGGAAUUAUUAACUUGCUUGAGAAAUACUUUGAUAUGAAUAAGAAGCAUGCACGCGAUGCUCUCGACUUAUAUAAGAAAUUUUUGGUGCGAAUGGAUCGAGUUGGCGAAUUUCUUAAAGUGGCUGAGAAUGUAGGCAUUGAUAAGGGGGAUAUUCCGGAUUUGACAAAAGCGCCUAGUUCACUAUUGGAUGCAUUAGAACAGCACUUGGCUACUUUGGAAGGGCGCAAGGUGUCGGCCGCCACUACACCCACGCAAUCAUUGAGCUAUCAGCGGACAAAUGUUAAAAGCGCUUUCUCUGCACUUUAUUCAACUAGCUCUGCAUUUGGAACUGUGGUAGCGACUAGCAAAUUUGAUACCGCGAAUGGCAUUGACGAACAGCUGAAGGCUCAAGCUCUAGCCGAGGAGGAGGCCGCUAUGAAUCAGUACAAAUCCAAGUUGUCGUCUCCCACAAGUAGCAGUGCAGGUGGUGUUAGCGCUGCACUAACAAAUCCAUUUCUGUCGUCACCACCAGCCACUCCGGCUGGUCAGCCGAUAGUUGAUUUGUUUGGUGUCGCGCCAGUAAAGCCAACAGUUCCUGCUACUGCUACAGCAGUGCACCAGGCGACGGCCUCGAAGGCAUCUGAUGACUUGCUGCAAUUGGGAAAUCCAUUUGCAGAUAUGUUUGACGCCAACACUGUCAGCAAUGCUGCAGUCCCAGGAUCAACAGGUUUCAAUGGCGCUGCAACAGCAAACGCAUUCGUCUCUGAUAGUAAUUUCACCUCAGUAUUUGGUAAUACGGAACCUGCAGCUUCAGAAAUACCGUUGCCAAACCCCUUUUUUGACGAUGUGCCAAUUCAGAGCGCUGCAUAUGGCAACUUUAUGGAACAGCAGCAUCCUUCUGUAGGCCCAGUCGAGAUGCUCUUAAUGCAACAACAUAAUGAAUUCCAGCAACAGCAAGAUAAUCCCGUGUUGUUUACAACUUCUACUAAUAUGGCCCUAAUUCCCAAAGGCUUUGAUGCUUUGGGCGAUGUUCUAAAACCAGCCAUAGCCAACAACAACACAAACAUGAAUAGCAGCAAUCAAAUGAAUGUUGUCGUCACAGGUGCCGCCUUCCAGGGCUAUAAAAGCUGCAGUCCAUCUCUUACACUACAACAACAACAAUACACACAACAGCAAAUGCACCAGCAACAUCAGCAGCAACAGCAACAACAAGCAGCUAGUACUGGAAAAAUUAUAACGGGCGAUCUGGAUAGUUCACUAAUGUCAUUAGUUGAUAAUUUAAAUAUAAACAAAACCGCAAGUGCAAAACCUGUGCAAUGGAAUUCACCUAAAAAUACAGCGAAACCAGGUGCUAGUUGGACACCACAACCAAUGGCGGCUACAACUGGUAUUGGCUAUCGCCCAAUGGCCCAUGGUAUGGCAGUAAGUCCUGCGCCAAUCACAAUCAAUCAUCCGUACGCUAGUUAUCCUGUAAUGCCAAAUUAUAUGCAGGGAAUGGCAAUGAUGGGGCACCCAACUAUGCUGGCACAGGGAGCCCCUUCGACUGGGGCACAGCCGACUUUGAUAGGAGCGCCUCACAGUAAUUUAAACUCUGCUACUGGCAUUAUUCAGCCAAUCCAGAAGGCAACGUCCCAGAAUGGUGCCAAUAAAAUAACUUCGCUGGAUCCAUUUGGGACAUUAUAAGGCAUCACAUCUAAAUACGGCAUAUAUGAAAAAAAGCGCUUCAACCUCAUAGAAAAACUCAAACUCACAUAUAAUAUUUAUCAUA
This is a messenger RNA of Drosophila busckii, 2744 nucleotides long. RefSeq names its product phosphatidylinositol-binding clathrin assembly protein LAP (gene lap). Gene Ontology annotation, cellular component: clathrin-coated vesicle; extrinsic component of presynaptic endocytic zone membrane; synaptic vesicle. The transcript has 16 exons. Lineage: Eukaryota; Metazoa; Arthropoda; Insecta; Diptera; Drosophilidae. Bases 317 to 2659 code for a protein of 780 amino acids. The record is from RefSeq and is a predicted model, not a curated record. Gene Ontology annotation, molecular function: phosphatidylinositol-4,5-bisphosphate binding; SNARE binding; clathrin heavy chain binding. Gene Ontology annotation, biological process: synaptic vesicle budding from presynaptic endocytic zone membrane; clathrin-dependent endocytosis; clathrin coat assembly.